Molecule: messenger RNA, 276 nt
Organism: Peronospora matthiolae
Lineage: Eukaryota; Oomycota; Peronosporomycetes; Peronosporales; Peronosporaceae
Source: the annotation of a GenBank genome assembly
AUGGCUGCCAAGUACGGCCUAAUGCUACAUCAGAUGGACGUCAAGACAGCGUUUCUUAACGGCUCCCUCGACGAAGACAUCUACAUGGACCAGCCGGCAGGAUACCUGGAUGCAAAACAGCCGGACUAUGUGUGCAAGCUAAAGAGAUCGCUCUACGGCUUGAAGCAAUCGCCACGCAUGUGGAACCAAAUGAUCGAUGGGUUCAAGAUCAAGAUGGGAUUCAGAAGUGCGAAUCGGACCGCUGCAUCUACAUCAAGCGAGACGACCAAGACAUGA